Messenger RNA from Formica exsecta, 2554 nucleotides. RefSeq names its product ankyrin repeat domain-containing protein SOWAHB (gene sowah). NCBI's taxonomy places the organism in Eukaryota, Metazoa, Arthropoda, Insecta, Hymenoptera, Formicidae. The transcript is spliced from 15 exons. The record is from RefSeq and is a predicted model, not a curated record. Gene Ontology annotation, molecular function: protein binding. The coding region runs from base 17 to 1639 and encodes 540 amino acids.
GAUUAGUUCGUUCAAGAUGGCGGUGCCCGGUGAGUUGUCUCUCGAGGAGAUCCGCAAUUAUUUGCUGGAAAACGGUGGCACGGCACGCAAUCACGAUUUGGUGAAGCAUUUCAAGCGAUUUCUGACGGACCCGGAGACGCGAGUGGAAGCGAGGAAUCGGUUCAAGGAGUAUGUCAACACCCUGGCCACCAUAAAAAACGAGGAGGGUGAUAAGUACCUGGUCCUCAAGAAGAAAUAUCGGCAACCUUUCCUAGACUUUUCACCCCCUCAGUCAGUAGGAUCUCCUCUUGCCUCUCCCGAUCUAGCUACUCCGGUUUCUCCUCUGCGGGAGCCUCCGCCUUACCGGCCGCCACCCCCCGCGCCCCUCAGUCCGUCGUCGAACAGUUCUCACGCGAGUCUCGAGGAGUCUGCGAUGCCAAUCUCGGGUCGCGAAAACGACCAGAAAAACGAUAAUCCGGAUACGUCCAGCCCGUCGGUACCACCUGUUCCACCGCGACGCAAAAGUCAGGACAAACUUAAGCUGGAGAACAAGGAAAAUGUUGACAAGAAUAAGAGUGGCUUCUCGGAAACCGUCAUAAAGGAGGAUGAAACAACAACGACGACAAAUCCCACCUCGGCUGAGCAGCUCAGCGUUCGCGAGCGGAUGCAACGUUUCAACCGGAUGGCCAGCGAAACCGAUCUUCCUGCCAGGCCUAAUGACACGACUACCUCCGCUAGGAAACGAGCCGAUAAGGGCGCCGACGAGGAUGACAGCGCUUCCGUUGCCUCGCAACUGGAUGGAAAAUCGCGGGAGUGGUUGGUCAGGGCGGCGCAGGGGGACUACCAGGCGCUGGCGAAACUCGCGGCCGAGGAACCUCGUCUUACCAGGCUCAAGGAUCCGACUUCCGGCUAUACGGCUUUACACUGGGGCGCCAAACACGGCGAGGAGAACAUCAUUAAAUUAAUAGCGGGCACCUACAGGGACUACAACAAGAGUAUCAACGAGACCACGAAUGGGGGCUAUACACCGUUGCAUAUCGCCAUGCAAUUCGGCCAUGAGAAUAUAUUCAAUCUUUUGGUUCAAGUGUACGGCGCGAAUCAGGACAUACGUGACUAUAGCGGUAGGAAGGCCAGGCAAUAUUUGGUCUCGCAGGAGGCAGCAGUCAGCCAGGACACGUUCCACAAAAUAAAAGCAAGGAAAAAGCAUGCAGAGAAAGAUCUUGGUUUCCUACGAAUUGGCUCGUUGAACGUUCGCGUGAAACGUACGACGGAAGCCUUCAGUCAGUUCCUGGGUGUGGCAACCAGCAGUACGACUAGCAGCAACAACGAGAAGAUUCACAAGUCGUGGGGAUCCGCGGAUAACGUUCAGCUGGACCAGAAGCUGAUGCCACCGCCAAAAUACGCACCUAUUAAAAAACGCAAGAGCAGGCGGCCGCAAGACUUCGGCUCGUCGCAGGAGCGGCAGCAGGCUACCAGUCAGCCGACCACCCCGUUACUGCAGGGCAAGGUCAGCCGACCGAACCGGGCUAUCCAGCGUCGACCGACGUCCACGACAUCCGUCAGUUCCAUCACCGCGUCCAACAACGUCCAGCAAAAUGACUCGGACUCGGAUACGGCGUGUGGCUUCGACUCUGCCUGGCGAGGAUCCGCGCAACUGUAAUUCGUCGUCAUCGUGAUUAUUCGUACGCACAAGGUUGAGAAAGAAGCUUCAAGAAGUUUUUAGAAGGAACUAGCAAUACCUUUUGGCAAUUUUUUUCGCGUUGCAACGUCUACGCGAAUGAUAUUAACGAUUUUUAUAAAUAUGACGAUAAACAUUUUUUGAUUUUUCUUCAUUUUGGACCGUUCUCUCUUCUGAUUAUUGUUUUGUCAUAUUCAAUUAUUAUAUUAUAUGAUAUAAUAUGCUUCUAAUAUAGAGAUAUUGUGCGGAUCCGUUAUAGAUGUAGUUUAUUUAUCAUAAUUUCAUCAGUGAUAUUUAUUUAAUUCAUGUCUUCUUCAAUAAGUUUAUUAAGUUAUGUGUAUUUUUAUAUUUAAGUGGAUGAUUUGCAAUGAUAAUUCUUGCGACGUUAAGCGUAGUAUCGGUAUUCUUCCUUAUUUUUAAACUGAAUUAUAUAUAAGAAUUUGAUUUAAAAUAUAUUUUAUAUACAUAUAAAUACAUCUCAUGUAUUUAUAUCUAUGUAUAAAAUAUAUUUUUUAUAAUUAUAUAUUGCAUAUGUAUAUUCGCGCGCGCAUGCGCAAAGCUUAACUUAAAAAAGAAGGAAAUACUUGAUAUAUUUGAAUACGCUUAUCUAUUGUAAAAUAUAAAUCGGGAAAAUAAAUUUAAAAUUAAUGGAGCAAAUCUUUUGUACUUUAUCUUGAGAUAUGCAGUUUCUAAGCCUACGUUUCUUUGCCUUCACAUUUUUAUACCAUAAUAUACGAUAUAUUGUUUAGCAUUUUCUAAACCAAAUUUUUGCAACAAUGCCUAAUUUAUUAUAUGAUAAUUAAUGCAAACUAAUUUAUUAUAUCAAGAAAAAAAUUUUUCAAUGUAUAUUUAUCAAUAAGAAGUGUUAAUAAUUAUAUCGCAAUUAAGCAUACAGGA